GUUUUGUCGACAGCCACAACACAUUACGUUGCUGGUAACCAUGCAUAGUGUUUACUGCGCCUUGAGCCUGUAACAGUUGUGCUUAAUAAACUCUCUCAAUUGCAACUAUAAGCCAGCAAUCAAACUUGACAUCAGUUCUCAUCCCAAGCUGUCCAGUUUACCGGGGCCAUCAGUUCUUAGUGCAAAAUUUACUGCAUGUAUAAUGGACAGCCCUUGCCGUUGCCUACUUCAAGAACAUGAACGGAUGACAACUUGGUGUCACAUUGGCUGUCACUUGACUUACAUGUAAGAGGACAGAAUAAGUUCUUCUACACACUCAGAACUUCAUUUCCUUUUAAAUUGGAAGUGCUCAACAAAUACCUGCAGUUAUCCUCACCAGUCAAACUUGUCUUGGUUGAUUUUUGUCCUCAUCUGCAAACCACUCUUUUGUCCAGCUCUUCAUUCAGUGAGCAAACUCCUGCUUUGUUUCUCCACCCCUCCCAUGUACACGUAUAUCUGCACUGGACACUGGACAAUCACAUCUAGUGUUAUAAGACACUGCAUUAAAUACACACCAGCAGCAAGACUCAGUGUCCAUCAUGUGGUCGUACCCCGCAAAUGUCACUGUCUAUGCCCAAGCUACAACGUCCCUUGCUCAGCUGGACAUUCUGGUCUGUACCUUCUUCACCUGUGUCUUCCAUAACCACAGCGAUGACUGUUCUGUGGCCUAUUCCCUUCCUGAGAUGGACCAUCCACUGAUCUGGAAUGUCAGGGGACCAGCCCCCGGGGCACCGAUGAACGAGUCCUACAGCGCGCAAAGCAACGAGACGUACAAACUGUUCAACCACGUUAUGGACAUCAUUGGAUUUGAGAAUUCGGCAGAGGCUGACGAGAAUGUGUAUUUAAAUGGAGAGACUGUAUUGUAUGGUUUUGUCCUGCCUGUCCUGAAACUAUUGGGGAUCCUAUCCAUUCUGUCUUUUUUCUUUACCCUUUUCAGAGUUCCCUCCAUGCGCAACGUCACUAAUUUCUACCUGGGUAAUUUGGCUGUUGCAGAUUUGAUAGUCUUGUUUACAUUUGGCACUCAUCAGCAAUGCUUGGCUUUGACAACACAAAAUGAAUUGGAUACAUCAUUUUUUGGGAACUCAGCCCAAGCAGUUGUUACUCUCUUAGUAUACAUGGGGUGUGUGGGUUUUACUUCAUCUUUAGCCUUUGUAACACUGCUGUCAUAUGAAAGAUAUUUUGCCAUUUGUUACCCUUUCCAACAUCGUAAUCUCAAUCUGAAACGACGGGCAAUACGAGCAGCAGUUUGCAUAUGGUUUCUGUCAUUAUGCAUAAAUUUGAUUGAUUUCUUUAACAAGUUUCUGGAAAUGAAUGUACCACCAAUCAAAUGUCUUGUUUGGCCAAAUGAGGAAAAGUACAAACAUCUAUCAGGUAAUCUGCAGGUGUUCAUGGUUAGUGAUGAAACUUUGAAUCAGGUACGUAAUGGCAUUUCUCUCUGUGUAUUCACGUUGAGUUUGAUCCUCACAGUCAUUUUCAAUAUCCUCCUAAUUAAGGGACUGCAUCCACCAAAUCCAACUGGUGAUCAGAUCCAAGGUCCAUCAAAACAUCUACGAAGAGUGACUCUGAUACUUGGCAUCAACACAGCCGUGGUAUUUGUUUGUUUUCUGGUCCAUAUUGUAACUGUCCUAAUUUUAAUUUUAUCGCUAAACUUGGAAGAAGUAACUGUAUCUUACGAUGUUCAAAUUAACUUGAUUAUGAUGAGUGAUUGCCUCUUAGUCAUCAACUCUUCCAUUAAUUCAGUCCUAUUCAAUGCUGGUAGUGGAAGGUACAGGAAGGCUUUUAAGCAAGCCUUCUGCUGCAGAAAGAGGCAGCAAGUACCAACAAACAAUAUCCCUCUGCAGACAUUACCAAGAGCAGAUCCUGCUGAUAGGAUCAGAUCAUAAGAUCCAAAGGCAAAACUGCCCCAUAUAAAAAGAAAAAAAUGUAAUGCUCUCUUCCAAAAGGUUUUUGUAACAUGGUAACUUCUAAAAAUUCUACAAUAAUUUACUGUUCUGUCAUUAAUUUAUUGUUCUGAUAUUAAUUGUAAUUUAUUUAUCUGUUAAUCUUCUAAACAAAUUAUUUACACUGAUAUUUGCUGCCUUUCAGUUGGAGAGGGGGGCAUGAUUAAAUUUGGUUGAAAGAAAUAAUUUAACU
Molecule: messenger RNA, 2172 nt
Organism: Patiria miniata (bat star)
Lineage: Eukaryota; Metazoa; Echinodermata; Asteroidea; Valvatida; Asterinidae
Product: nociceptin receptor-like
Exons: 1
Coding region: 579-1922 (447 amino acids)
Biological process (GO): G protein-coupled receptor signaling pathway
Cellular component (GO): plasma membrane
Molecular function (GO): G protein-coupled receptor activity
Source: RefSeq, a predicted model, not a curated record